Messenger RNA from Carcharodon carcharias (great white shark), 3211 nucleotides. RefSeq names its product SHC-transforming protein 2-like. The transcript has 16 exons. Gene Ontology annotation, cellular component: plasma membrane. Gene Ontology annotation, molecular function: receptor tyrosine kinase binding. The record is from RefSeq and is a predicted model, not a curated record. Gene Ontology annotation, biological process: intracellular signal transduction; cell surface receptor protein tyrosine kinase signaling pathway. Bases 201 to 1802 code for a protein of 533 amino acids. Lineage: Eukaryota; Metazoa; Chordata; Chondrichthyes; Lamniformes; Lamnidae.
CUGGAGCUGAGAUGAUUGACUUCCAACAACCACAACCAUCUUCCUUUGCGAUAGAAUGAAGAAGGGACCAAAACAGGGGAAUGAGGGGGAUGGGAGAGAAAAUCAAUUUUACUGAGCAUAACAGCAUUAAAGACAUAGGUUGAACAGAUCAUCAGCUCUUGAAAUAUUGUGGAAAACGGAGGGUCAAAGCCUGCUUGAAAAUGCUAAAACACUUGUUGAAUGGAGUCUUGACACAGGGAGCACGGCACCUGCAGUCAACUGAGGCCAUGGCCAGGCUGCCCGGCAGGAAGGUCCGAGUGGAAGGCGUCAGACUGGGCGGAGAGGAGUGGAAUCGCAAAGGCAGCUUCAUCAACAAGCCCUCGGAGGGCUGGCUGCACCCGGACAGCAAGAUCCUGGGCUCGGGAGUCUCCUACAUCGUCCGAUAUAUGGGUUGUAUCGAAGUGGUAAAAUCAAUGAGAUCCCUUGAUUUCAACACUAGAACACAGGUCACAAGGGAAGCCAUUAAUCGCCUGCAUGAAGCUGUUCCAGGAGUGAAAGGCGUCUGGAAAAGGAAGCCUUCGAACCAAUACCUGCAGUCAAUCCUUGGGAGAAGCAACCUGCGGUUUGCUGGGAUGAGCAUCACUAUCAAUAUCUCCAUCGAAGGGUUAAACCUGGCGCUGCCGACCACCAGACAGAUUAUUGCAAACCAUCACAUGCAAUCCAUCUCCUUUGCUUCUGGUGGGGAUACGGAUACCACAGAUUAUGUUGCCUAUGUAGCAAAGGAUCCUGUAAAUCAGAGAGCCUGUCAUAUUCUGGAGUGCUGUGAGGGAUUAGCACAAACGGUCAUCAGCACAAUUGGACAGGCCUUUGAACUGAGGUUCAAACAGUAUCUCCACAGCCCCCCGAAAGUGGUUGUUCCUUUUGACAGGAUGACCAGCAGUGAGGAGUGUACCUGGGGUGAGGAGGACGAGAUGUCAGAGCAUAAUUAUUAUAAUAGCAUUCCAGGAAAGGAACCUCCACUGGGAGGUGUUGUGGACACCAGGAGCAGACAGCGGAAUGUUCAGAUGCCGUCAUCCAGCUUGCCAGGCACUGUGCAGCUCAGUAAUCCCCCUGGGCGGGAGAUGGAUCAGAAUGCACAGGAGAAUACCAAGAACCGCAGUGAGGACCUGGGACAAUCCAUGGCAGGUGCGUUCAGUGACGGUUAUCUCCGGCCAUAUGGAAAAUCCACGUGUGAGGAGCACAUGUACGUUAACACUCAGUCCCUCGACCAGCAGGAAUGGAGCGGCAGUGAGAUGAGAGUAACUCUGAACGGAGCAUCAGGGGACACGAUGGAGAGUCCCGAGAAAGACAUGUUUGACAUGAGGCCAUUUGAGGAUGCCUUAAAACUGCACGAUGCCAAAUCCAGCAAAUGUAAAGGAGGAGGAACGGGAAUCUCGCGGUUAAAUGUCGGCACAGGCAGGGCCAUGGAGGAGGAGCAACUAAAGCGGCAAUCCUGGUAUCAUGGGAAAAUUAGUCGGAAAGUGGCCGAGAAGCUCCUGGUGUUGGAUGGAGAUUUCCUAGUGAGGGAAAGCCUGACAAACCCUGGGCAGUAUGUCCUGACUGGAAUGCACAAUAGCCAAGCCAAGCAUCUGCUACUGGUGGACCCAGAAGGAGUGGUGAGCAAGCAACGGGGCUGGAAGCUCCAGUGUCUGUGGGUUCGGACGAAGGAUUUAUUGUUUGAGAAUAUCACUCACCUGAUUAACUAUCACUUUGAGAGUGAGGUUCCAAUUGUAGCAGCCGAGAGUGAAGUUUGCCUGAAGCAGAUCAUCAAGAGGAGGCACUGAGUGCAGCUAUGGCGGUUGAUAUGAUUUGAAUAUCACCCUGGAUUCCGAAGAUAUCUGGAGGUUUCAAUUGGGAAACCGAUGUUCCCGAGCAGCAGAGUUGCUUUGAUUAUAGACUGGAGUUAAGGUGUUUACAGGAGGGGCUGAGAUUCCUCUCUCUCAUGACCAGCUUUCUCUCCGCUACUGCUGCUUUACUGGGCAUGUUGCUUACUGCAGUCAGAGUAAUAAUCACUACCUCGGCUGUCAAGAAACAAAAUUCAAUUGAACUUGAAAAUUAAUUGUUUAUAUUGAUGAUGUGUUCAGGACACAUUGUGAUGACAAAAGAUGGACGGAUGGAGGGAAUCAUGAAUUCUGGGACUAUACGUGUCUCAAUGUCAACUCCUGUACAUCUGUACAACACACACAGCGGUAAAAGGGGAUGAUUCACCUUCAGUCAGUGCUGUACGCCCUGUGUUAUGUGUAAACAUCAAAUUACAGGGAGUUAAACCAUCACCCGAGUUGGUAGGGCUGGUGCUGGAGACUGAGAGUCAGGGAGUGUCUGGGUGUGUGGGGAUGGAGUGAGCGAGGGUGGGUGGUGGUUUAUCAGAGAAAAAGGGUAGGACUAACAUGGGAUUGCACAGGGGGAGAGAUUAUCUUCAACAUCCCCACAUGGGAAACUCUGGGGAAACUAAACAACACCUCUAAUCCAUGAGACUGAGUAUAGGGAGCUUCGACACUACAGACAGGCAGCCUCGAGCUCACUGCCUGAAAGGGUGGUAGAGGCAGAAACCCUUGUUACACUUAAGAAGUAUUUGGAUGUGCACUUGCGAUGCCAUGAUAUACAGGCUAUGGGCCUAGUGCUGGAAAAUGAGAUUAGAAUAGUUAGGUGAUUGUCUGACCAGCACAGACGCAAUGGGCCGAAGGGCCUUUUUCUGUGCUGUAGACCUCUAUGACUGUGCCUCUUCUGACAUGGAUGUGAUGGCCUGAAUGGCCUCCUUGUGUGCUAUAAUGACUCUGUGUCUCCGUCCUGUGCUGGUUAGGAUCAAGAUGUCUCUUGAACUCAUCAGUGCUUAAGAUGCUGAUGGAAGAAUUCAAAGAACCUGCCCCUGUUUUACCAUCCAGAGCAUCAAGAACUCACUCCACAAACAUUUCAAAAAAAAUGAUUUGCGGACCAGGGAGGCAGGUAGUGCUGAGAGUUCUGUCUCACUUUCUCUCUCUGUCUCUGCCUCCUUCUCUCUCACUGUCUCUCUCUCACUGUCUUUCUCCCCCUCAUCCACUGUCUUCCUUGCCUGCUGCCUUGCUUACUCUCUCGGGUUCACUCACUGUUUCUCUUUCCCUGCCUGUCUGUCUCUCUUUCUCCCAUGUCUCUGAUUCUGGUGAUAUUUGUCAAUAAGAAGUUUUGUGAUUAAUCUUUGAAAUAAAAGUGAUGAUUG